UUGUCUGAUGAGCAGAAACUCCCCGGGUGAGACCGAGGGAGGAAGAUGGCGGCCACUGACCGUUCCCGGUCCGAAGCUGCGAAGCAGCGGCGCCAGGAUCAGCUCCAACGGUGGCAGGGCUCGGAGACGGAUCGGACCGGGGCGGAGGCGAGGGGCCAGAACUCCGCUCCCGGAAACCGACGAGGACGAGUGCGCUUCGCCCAGGGCGCCGUGUUCAUGGCCGCCUGUUCCGCUGGGGACCAGGAGGAGGUGGCGGAGCUCCUGCGACAGGGAGCUGAUAUCAAUCACGCCAAUGUGGACGGACUCACGGCUCUGCAUCAGGCCUGUAUUGAUGAAAAUGCAGAAAUGGUUCAGUUUCUGGUAGAAAGUGGCAGUAAUGUAAACCGAGGAGACAAUGAAGGCUGGACGCCCCUCCACGCCGCCGCCUCAUGCGGUUUCCUACAAAUCACAAAGUAUUUGAUAGAACACGGGGCGCGUGUGGGGGCAGUCAACAGCGAGGGGGAACUUCCUCUGGACGUCGCCACAGAAGAUGCCAUGGAGAGACUGCUGAAAGCCGAGAUUAAAAAACAGGGUAUCGAUGUGGAGCAGGCCAGGAGAGAGGAAGAGAGAGUCAUGCUUCAGGAUGCCACGGCCGUGAUGGCAGGAACUGGCUCUCUUGUCCCUCAUCAAAACACGCAGGCCACGGCACUGCAUGUAGCUGCUGCUAAAGGAUACAUUGAGGUGUUAAAGGUGCUGCUGCAGUGUCUGGUGGACGUCCACAGUCGGGACAGUGACGGUUGGACGCCGCUCCACGCGGCAGCUCACUGGGGUCAGGAGGAGGCCUGUAAUGUGCUUGUUGAGCACAUGUGUGACAUGAGCGCGGUUAAUAUUGUGGGCCAAACUCCACUCGAUGUAGCCGACGAGAACCUUGUCGAAGUCUUAGAAGAACUGCAGAAGAAGCAGAACGCUAUGCGUUCAAAGAAACGGAAGAUCCAGUCGCCUGUCAUUGAGACCAGCCCGACUGUUUCCACGGCACCCGCUCGACCUCGCAGGAGAUCAAUUUCUCGUAUGAGCAGCAAAGAAAAAAUCACGCUUCACGAGAGAGAAAAGCACGCGCUCCCCACACUCCAAACUCCGCCCACCGAAGAAGAGGACGAGGAGUCCAGGACAGCGGUCGCCCCCAAAGCCUCCAGCAGCUCAAGUUCAGAGGAAGAGAGCGAAUCGGAGAGCGACGCUGAGUCAGAAAAAGCGAAAACUCGAGAAAUGAUCAACAACUUGAACAACAAGCGCAACAAUUCUACUUCGGUUGCGAGCGCUACGGUGACCAGCACAGCCGGAAAUCAGGCUAAAAAGGGUGAACCUGUCCAGACGUCAGCGACAGAGGCUCUGGGUUCCUGGAGGACGUCUUUGCGUAAAGAGGAGGGCUCUUUAACGAUGGGCUCUGCCAGGGCCUCCGACUCAUCCGGUGAGACCCUCAAGGGCUCAGAAACUAAACUAGGCAUGACACGCUCGGCAUCUAGUCCCAAACUGAGUUCUGAGAGCGAUAAUAAGGAGCCCCGGCUUGCCCGAGUGCAGCCCACUCCCUCCAGACGCAUGUUCAGCAUUUCAGACACCAAUACCAACCCGGACAACUCCAGCAGCUUGUUGAGCCGGAGCUCUUCAUACACCCGGCGAUCAAACAACCCGGACCCCUUGUUACCUCGAAGCUCAUCUUACGGAAGAAAGCUCGAUGACCCUUCAUUGACCUCUUUAACCACAGGAACCUCUGGACUGAGCCGUCUCAACAGUCUGGUGGCUCAGAGAUCAGCUCAAGAAGAGGCCGAUAAGAAGGAUGCCGUUUCGGUGACAACCUCCAACUCCGUUACCACGACAGGUGAUACAGAUGCCAAACAGAGACGCAAGUCUUAUUUGACUCCAGUGCGUGAUGAGGAGGCUGAGGCUCAGAGAAGAGCCCGGUCCAGACACCUCCGCCAGUCCAGACGCUCAACACAGGGUGUAACCCUCACAGACCUGCAGGAAGCAGAGAAGACAAUGAAGACGGAAAACAAGGUGAAAGAGAAGGACGAGGAGGAUAAAGAUGGGAAGCAAAAGAAGGGAGACGAAGGGGAGGUGAGCUGGCGAUCUCGUAUCGCUAUCUUGCAAAAGUCGGAUCUGCUGGGACUCACGCAUCCCCCCGGCGCACCCCGUCCAGACAUACAAGAUGCAGACAGUGAGGAGUGGGUGAGAGAGCGCAGGAGGGAGAGGGCUCGGAGGAGAAGGAUAGGGGAGAGCGAUGACAAUGACCCCAGUGGAGAGGAGGAGAGUAGUGGUGGGCGGGACCCACAGACGGACAGGCAUGUGAGCAGCAGGUCUGAUUCAGUCUUGAAUGACUGUAUUCUCACGAGAGGAUCGGAUUCCAGGGACUUUAAAAAGAUGUUUGAGGAUGUUUCCAGGGAAAACCGCCGUCUGCAGAUGCAGUUAUCAGACACCCAGAGAACUAUUUCACUGACACGUGUUGAGCUGGAAAAGGCCACUCAGAGGCAGGAGAGAUUCACAGACUGCACCGCUCUGCUGGAGAUGGAAAAGAAGGAGAGAAAGAUGUUAGAGAGGCGUGCCGCAGAGCUGGAAGAGGAAUUGAAGGUUUUAGGAGACUUGAGAGCGGACAACCAGAGGCUGAAGGACGAGAAUGGAGCUUUGAUUCGAGUCAUCAGCAAACUCUCCAAAUAGAGAGCGGAGAAGAGAGAGAGAAACGUCCCACCCCUCCCCCAACAUCCUUCCGAGGGCCAAAGGCGGCGCGAGAGGAGGGGUGAACGUCAGACCCGAAAAACUACAGAGAAGAAUGUCACUGUUUUAUGUGGACCGGUCACAGUUUGACUUGAUCUUUUACCUUUCUGCAAUACGUGUGCGUGUGGCGUGUUUGAACUUCAUGCAUGUUCUCAGGAGACCAACCAGGAGACGAAGCUCGACUUUCUCUCUCUCUUUUUCUCACACUCGCACUCAUAUCGGGACGCAUGCACCAUGCACAUUCUCAUUAGCGUGACCACACACAGUCGACACACAUUCCACAUCUCGGGCAGCUGAGCUCUGCAGUAUUUUUUUGCAUCUUUGCACGCUACGUCUGCACAACACGCAAACACACACAACUGAGACCCAAAAAUCCACAAAAAGGUGGUCUGGAUAUAAGGGUGUCACUCAAGUUAUUGACUCCAGAUUUAUCGACCAACGCAACAAACGAUAGGGGCGACAAUCAGUGACGGUGGGUGCAGACUCUUGCGCAUGCAGGAAAACACGCGAGGGUGUCGGUUCGCAGCCUGUUAUGCUAUGCAUCUUGUUUUUUUUUAAAGCGACACUUAUGACGAGCGAUGCGGAAAUUUCUAUUUUCGUAUUUUUUACUGUUGUGUGAAUCCGUCGUUGUCUUCGUGAGCAAGGGUAAUGUCUUUUGUUUGUUGUGUACAAAUAUUAUUCGUUUGAAAUCAUACGCGCCAUAAACUGUAACAUGAGAUCAGUUGCAUUUUCCUCCACGUGUUGUUUUUCUAAUAUAUUGAAUGAAUGUUGGCACUUAAUAAAAUGUGUGUUUGUA
This is a messenger RNA of Triplophysa dalaica, 3538 nucleotides long. Its product is annotated as protein phosphatase 1 regulatory subunit 12A. Gene Ontology annotation, cellular component: Z disc; cytoplasm; A band. Bases 46 to 2685 code for a protein of 879 amino acids. Gene Ontology annotation, biological process: signal transduction. The transcript is spliced from 24 exons. The record is from RefSeq and is a predicted model, not a curated record. NCBI's taxonomy places the organism in Eukaryota, Metazoa, Chordata, Actinopteri, Cypriniformes, Nemacheilidae. Gene Ontology annotation, molecular function: protein kinase binding; phosphatase regulator activity; enzyme inhibitor activity.